Magallana angulata is the source of this 2202-nucleotide messenger RNA. RefSeq names its product alpha-aminoadipic semialdehyde dehydrogenase-like. The coding region runs from base 36 to 1652 and encodes 538 amino acids. NCBI's taxonomy places the organism in Eukaryota, Metazoa, Mollusca, Bivalvia, Ostreida, Ostreidae. Gene Ontology annotation, molecular function: aldehyde dehydrogenase (NAD+) activity. The transcript is spliced from 19 exons. The record is from RefSeq and is a predicted model, not a curated record.
UCAAGUUUAAAGUGGAUCCGCCCAAAAGCCUCUCAAUGGCGACUGUGACAAUUUUACGACGUGCACAGCUUCUUAUCACUAGAUCCACGUUUGCAUCUCACAAGAUAACGCGAGCAAUGUCCAGUAUGCUCAUAGACGAUCCCAAGUAUUCCUGGUUAAAGGACCUUGGAUUAGGACCCACGAAUAAAGGAGUAUUUUAUGGAGCCUGGGAUGGAACUGGCGAGGAGGUUACUUCAUUUUGCCCUGCAAACAACCAACCAAUCGCUAAAGUGACACAGGCCAGUCCAGCUGAUUACGAGAAAGCUGUUGUAGCUGCCAAGGAAGCAUGGGAAACCUGGGCAGAGGUGACUGCCCCACAAAGAGGAGAAAUCUUAAGACAAAUGGGGGAGGCCCUAAGGCAAAAGAAAACACUUCUGGGAAAGCUGGAAUCGUUGGAGAUGGGCAAGAUUUUGCCUGAGGGUGAGGGAGAAGUGCAGGAGUACAUUGAUAUCAUUGAUUACGCGGUGGGGCUGUCCAGGAUGUUUGCUGGUCAUGUUUUCCCCUCAGAAAGAAAAGGUCACAUGCUGUUGGAGCAGUGGAAUCCCCUUGGACUUGUGGGAGUUAUCACAGCAUUUAAUUUCCCUGUUGCUGUGUAUGGCUGGAACUCAUCCAUCGCCAUGGCUUGUGGAAACUGUGUACUGUGGAAGGGUGCCCCUACUACUCCGCUCGUCAGUGUUGCAGUCACAAAAAUUUUGGAGACAGUAUUAAAGGCCAACAAUAUUCCCCCAGCAGUUUGUUCACUUGUCCAAGGAGGGGCAGACAUUGGAACAUUGAUGGCUAAAGAUGAGAGAAUCAAUCUUGUAUCUUUCACUGGAAGCACCCCAGUUGGUAAAAAAGUAUCAUUGAUGGUCCAAGAGAGAUUUGGCAAAUUUUUGCUGGAACUUGGAGGGAACAAUGCCAUUAUUGUGAACGAGGAUGCUGAUUUGGACAUGGUUGUGCGGGCCGGAGUGUUCGCCUGUGCUGGUACCGCCGGACAGAGGUGUACCACCACUAGGAGACUGGUUUUACAUGAGAAGGUCCAUGAUCAGGUUGUAGCUGGGUUGGUGAAGGCCUACAAACAACUCCGGGUCGGAGACCCCCUAGAUGAUGGAACCCUGUAUGGUCCACUGCACAGUCAACAGGGGGUGGAUCAGUACUUCGCAGCGUUAGAGGAGGCCAAGGCCCAGGGAGGAAAGAUUGAAUGUGGAGGAAAGAAAAUUGAGAGACCAGGAAAUUAUGUGGAGCCUACCAUAAUUACCGGUCUAAAGCAUGACGCCCCCAUUGUCCUGAAGGAGACCUUUGUACCCAUAGUGUAUGCUGUCAAAUUCUCAAACAUAGAUGAGGCCUUCAAGAUCAACAAUGAGGUAAAGCAGGGCUUGUCCAGCAGUCUGUUCACAAAGGACAUGAAUGCCGUGUUCAGAUGGAUGGGGCCUAAAGGAUCAGAUUGCGGCAUUGUGAAUGUCAACAUUCCCACAAAUGGUGCAGAAAUUGGAGGAGCGUUUGGUGGCGAGAAGCAGACUGGGGGUGGAAGAGAGUCGGGCAGUGACGCAUGGAAACAGUACAUGAGGAGAUCGACCUGCACAAUCAACUACAGUGCCGAGUUGCCUUUAGCCCAGGGAAUCAAGUUUGAAUGAACGCAUGUUUAUAUAAAAAGGACACAUUCUACAAAAAAUGUCUUCUGUGAUAUCAUUGUUUGAAGUGCUAAAAAACAUAUACAAUUGUGAGCCCAAAAAAGUGCAUUGAAAUCAGAGAUUAUUUACAUUUGUAUUAGUUAGAAAUAUAUUUUGGUAGAUUUGUUUGACAUACAGUGUAUGUUGAGCAGAUAUUCUUUAUACUCUUGAUAUGGAAAGUUGUAACAUGGGGGUUUUUUUUGUUGCAUUUUUGAAAAAAAUGUCAUAAUGGACAUUUAAAGAAAAAGAUUUUAUCAUGAUAUGAUAUUGCUGGACAUUAGAUGUUACUUAUUUUGUUUUUGUUGUUGAAAUAUAAAGAGUUGCAUGCAACAUUAAUUUGUAAGCCUAUUGAAAUCAAAAGAUUUGAGACCAAUCGACUACUUUGAAUAUAGAGCUAUGGCUUUUAUAUCUCGAAGAAUAUUAUGUCAUUUAGAUUACUUUUUUGUUAGAAUCUCACAAAUCAUUUUGUAAAAAAAAAAAAAUGGAAUAUUUUCUAUAAAGUUGUGAAAUAUUG